Messenger RNA from Tripterygium wilfordii, 361 nucleotides. RefSeq names its product protein FAR-RED IMPAIRED RESPONSE 1-like. Gene Ontology annotation, biological process: regulation of DNA-templated transcription. Bases 19 to 342 code for a protein of 107 amino acids. NCBI's taxonomy places the organism in Eukaryota, Viridiplantae, Streptophyta, Magnoliopsida, Celastrales, Celastraceae. The transcript is spliced from 2 exons. The record is from RefSeq and is a predicted model, not a curated record.
ACCAUACACAGAUACUGUAUGUGGCAUAUCCUCAGCAAGUUCUCAGAGAAACUAGAUGCAGUCAAAUGGAAAGAACAAUGCACCCAAUUUCAGAAAUGCAUAUGGGAUUCUGAGAGUCCAGAGAAUUUUGAAGUUGAAUGGUCCAGGGUGAUAGAGCAAAGUGGCAUGUCUGACAAUGAGUGGUUAAAAGGGUUGUAUGAUAUUCGGUUCAAAUGGAUUCCUGCUUAUGUUAACGACACAUUCUCUGCGGGCAUGUCCAGUAGCCAAAGAGCAGAAAGUUGUCAUUCAUUUUUCAAGCAUUAUGUGUCAAAGAAAAACACAUUGAUGGAUUUUUGUGGUUAGAUUUUCAAGGGCACUUAAA